This is a messenger RNA of Aspergillus sclerotioniger CBS 115572, 2090 nucleotides long. Its product is annotated as glycosyltransferase family 31 protein. Gene Ontology annotation, cellular component: membrane. Gene Ontology annotation, molecular function: acetylglucosaminyltransferase activity. The coding region runs from base 307 to 1743 and encodes 478 amino acids. The record is from RefSeq and is a predicted model, not a curated record. The transcript has a single exon. Lineage: Eukaryota; Fungi; Ascomycota; Eurotiomycetes; Eurotiales; Aspergillaceae.
UUGUUCCUCUGCCCUGGCCUUCGUCAUUCCCUUCCCCGUUCCUUCCUCCAUCCUUUGGGGUCCAGAGAUCUUCUGCUGUUCAUUAUUUCAUUCCUUGGGGUUCCCCUCCACGCCCCCUUUGCCGCCAAUCCUCCUUCUCCCCGUCCUUCCUUGCGCAUCGUCCGAGUGUCACUUCUCCCCGGUGCCCACCUUUUCGUUCCUCUGCCGGAGUGUUCGAGAUGGUCUUGCCCUGCUAGUACGACAUCCCAGAUUAUCGUCGUACUCGAUCCACCCGAAGAGGACCGUUCGAAGAGACAAAAUAACCCAAUGGGCGCCAAGACCGAGAAGCCCCGAUCCUCAAUGGGGAAGAGAAAGCUGCUGCGCUUCGUCUUCGUCGGCUGUCUGGUGACCAGCUUCACAAUUUUCCUAUGGCCUCAAGCUGAACCCCCCCGCGUCACCACUCAAACCGUCUCCAACAUCACCCUUACCUCGGAUGUCGACUGCCAACCGGACUUUGAGGCCCUCCAUCGCCUCGACAUUCAGAAACUUUCCCAGUAUGUGCGACGCGAAGUUGUCGCCGUUCAAUCCCCCACCAAUGUCUUGCCGCUGUCACAACGCCUCCAAGUUCCCUUGUUUCCACCAAAGUCCCAAGUCGAUCAACAUCGCCUGUCCGAAGAGCCACUCCACGAUGAUUGUUUAAUACCACAGCAGGUGUCGGUCCAGGUUCCUCCGCCUCCCAAACGUGCGGAUGCGUCCCACAUUGAUUUCGGUGUCGCUACAACGUUAGAACGACUGAACGACUCGUUGGACGCGUUUUCACACUGGGCCAGCCAUAACAAUGCUCAUAUAUUCGCCCUGAUUGAGCCCGAUGAGAGAGCGCACGAGGUCUUGCUGAAGGCGAAUACGCUUGGAAUCAACCUUUCAAUCGAGGAGUCGAGUGAAGAGUACCAGCGUCGAUACUUUUCGCUGGUGCCUCACCUGGCCAAAAAUAUGCGGCCCGAGACGAGGUGGUCUUGUGUCAUGGAUGAUGAUACCUUUUUCCUAUCGAUGCCGGAGUUACUGAAGGGGCUCAGCGAGUACGAUGAUACGAAGCCAAUGUAUGUCGGUGGGCUGUCAGAAAGCAUACCUCAGGUGGGAGUAUUCGGGUUGAUGGGAUUCGGAGGCGCUGGCGUCUUCCUGACUCGACCUCUAAUUCAAGAAUUGAGCCGGCCUGAGAUUUUCAACGACUGUCAGAGGAUGGAUGUCACUGGCGAUCGUAGGAUCUCUCUCUGCAUCUAUCAGUACACCAGCGUACGCUUAACCAUCGAUCACCGCCUGCACCAGCUCGAUAUGAUGGGCGAUGUGUCUGGCUUCUUCGAGGCGGAACGACCCCCUCCGCUAUCGGUGCAUCACUGGAAGUCGUGGUUCCACGCCGACAUGGCCAAGGCGAGCCUCGUCAGCAAUGUCUGCGGCGAUUCUUGUCUCUUGCGCCAGUGGCACUUUGGGGAUGGGUGGAUCCUGACCAACGGCUUCUCGGUGGUCAAGUACAGCACGGAGAAGAAGCCGGGCGACCGAUCCAUGGAGCUCACGUGGGACAGCCACAACGGAGCCGUCUUUGAGUCGUAUCUGCAUGAGCUCGGCCCUCUCCGGGUCAAGGACGAGGGAAAGAUCAGCUACCUGCAUGAGGACGCCAUCACGGACGAAGACCGAGUCCGUCAAUGGUACGUUCAUCGGGAUCCGGAGAAGGGCGAUCAGGUCCUGGAGGUGAUCUGGCGCUCAGGCUAGACUGCCCGUCGCCGUCGCCAAGAUGGCAACCCCCGCUUCUUAUAUCCACCUCAUCAUCAUCACUCACUACACUCUAUAUUACCCCCUCAUCUACCUUGUCGACUCUGAUUGGGACAGGCCCUGACCUGUCCACAACUAGCCACGUUUAUAAUUUUUACGGCGCAUAGAUCAUGAAACUUGAUUUGUUUAGCUUGGGAUGAUAUCAAACUUGUGCGAUACAGGUACAUAGUCUUGGGUUUUCUUCCAUAUCACUUGUACAUUUACCUUGAGGGCCCGGUUCUGUUCGUUGUAUAGCACAGUUAGACUGAAUGAAAUGUUUUGGUUGUCAUGUCACUAUUCCCAUGAAU